Molecule: messenger RNA, 1346 nt
Organism: Lutra lutra (Eurasian river otter)
Lineage: Eukaryota; Metazoa; Chordata; Mammalia; Carnivora; Mustelidae
Product: SKI family transcriptional corepressor 1-like
Exons: 4
Coding region: 1-1248 (415 amino acids)
Source: RefSeq, a predicted model, not a curated record
AUGGCGGCUAAAGCUCUAACCAGCAUAACCACAUUUCAGCCAACAGGAAGAAAAAGGAACCCAAUAAAGACACCUUCCAUGUGCAGCUUUCUAAAACCAUUUUCUAUUAGACACCUGCGCUUCCUUCCCCACCCUUCUCCGCCCCUUUCGCUGCGGUUUCUCACCGCCUUUGGGAGCUCUGGAGCGCCUGCUGGAGGAGGAGCAGGGGGAGGAGGCGGAGGGCGAGGAGUAGGGGCGGGGUGGGUGGGGAGAGAGCCGGGAGGGUGUGGACUGGCAGCCACUCUGCAGCUGGUCGCCGGGGACGGGGUUCCUCCCGCGCGCCCGAGUGAUGGAGGGGAAGAGAUUUGCUUAGACACACACACGCGCACACAGCUGGGCACGUCUCCGGGAGGCAGCUGCCGGCUCGGGCGCGCCGGGGGCCGGGCGGCGGCCGUGACAGCGCCAGCCGCGGGGAGCGGGGCUCUCGCACCGCUUGGCACCGGCGGCUCCGAGACUCAGGAAGGGAAGAUCCCAGCUGCACUGACUGUUGCUCUUUUGGGCAAAUCCGGAGGGAGCAGGCUACCCGAUUUGCUGUCACAGAGGACACCGGAGGCUCUCCCCUCGGCGCUCGGAGUCCGGGGCCGCGCCGGCGCCCGCGUGGGGCGAGGAGGAUGCGCACCUCCUCCCGCAGAGCCGCUGCGGGCUCGGGCACUGCGUGGACUCGGGCUCCGGCGGCUGCUCGUGCCGUGCCUGCGCCGCGGGAGCGCGCCCUGCCGCACCUGGUUCCAGCUUCCCGGGGAAGUGCAGGCAACGCACCCUAAACUCCACUACUUCUCGCCCGCUUCCUCCCCCUUCCGGCUCCACGCCUGGGACCUCGCCGCCGCCGCCGCCGCCUGCGUGUGGGGCCCGCCCGCCUCUUACUCUCACGCGCGCACGCACAGCGCGGUCGCUCGCUCCCUUUCACGCCGACUCGCUCACCGCGGAGCCGGAGCCCGGGCUUCCGAAACUACUGGACCAACUGACGCUGGGACUGAGGGAGCCGACCCCCGGCCCGGCGCGACCCGGAGCCCGCGCCCGCCGCCGCGCCCCGGACGAAGAGAUAACCAGGUGCCCAGAGGCUCCGGCAUUGGUGUCUUACCUUCUCCAUGGCGUUUCUGGUGUCUUCUUCUGGGGUCUCGUUGGCCAGCCUUGAAAUACGUGGAAAUUAGAGAAUCCACUGCAUAUAGUCUUGGAAAUUUCCAUCGUAUCUGCUCAGAACUUUCUGAAUAAGCAUACAGAUUUGAAGAAGACCAGGCCUGCUGUCCUUGGAAGCAGCUCUGUGGCUCCUGGAGGGGAGACUCGUACUAAUUUGAUGUGUAACUCCCGUU